AUGUCAUCAACGGGAAAAAUUAGUGUCCUAGGCAUCGGUCUGCCAAUACCUAAGGAAAUGGACCCGAACGGUGACGCACUCGCAAAGAUCACAGCUCAUGCAGCUUCCAAGAACAUAGAGCUCACAUCCUGCUUGAUCGACAUGGCCGGUACAGACAACGAGGAGAUAGUCAAGCUGGUGAAGGAGAAGCUGAACGAACAAAAGUAUACGGUGAUCAGUUUCGGCUGGGCUUUUCGUGCUAUCAAGGAGAUAAACACGAAAUUCGAGAGAGUUCUCAAUGUCUGUGUGCAGAUGCAGCCUGGGGCGAGAAUGGGAUUUCCGACUUCUCCUCAGGAGAUGCUUACUGUGGUCGAGAGGGUGAUGGCUUGA
Messenger RNA from Lithohypha guttulata, 369 nucleotides. RefSeq lists its product as uncharacterized. NCBI's taxonomy places the organism in Eukaryota, Fungi, Ascomycota, Eurotiomycetes, Chaetothyriales, Trichomeriaceae. The transcript has a single exon. Bases 1 to 369 code for a protein of 122 amino acids. The record is from RefSeq and is a predicted model, not a curated record.